CCAAAAAGAAAAAAAAAUACCAUAAAAGUUUAACAGUAAAGAAUUAGUAUCCAAAGUCUCAACUAGAGAAGCUUAAUAGUCACUAGUGUUGAGCAAUGGAAAGCACUACUGACCAUUGGAUCAUUACUAAUCAAAGGUCAUGAUCAACCCCUGUCAUAAAUGCCUUCUCAGCCUCUCCUAUUAAGCAACACAAAGGUGGUUGCUAUCUUCUAAUACUCCCAAGUCUGAACCUUUAACCCACAAACCCCCCCUCCCAAAUAAAAGGUUUUUCUCUUAUGGAGCUUGAUGAUCAUAAGCUCAUUGAAAAAUCUGUGACCCAAUCAAUGUUUCUAUCUGGUAAUUACUCGAACAAACCAUUCAUGAAAAAUGGAUUUUUCUUUGAAGCUGCACCUUCAUCAUCAUCAAAAGGUGGUUUUCUUCAAGAUUUUCACAAUUUCGAUCAGUUUCAUGCAAAUGGGUCAUCUUUAAAUCCAAUGUUUGAGGUUCAAACUGGGUCAAAUUUUGAUUCUUUUGAUGCUUUUCCAUAUGGGUCCACAACGAACAUGGAUUUAUAUGACUAUGAGUGCAAGCCACUUGCAGAUAUUAAUAAUAUUGGCAGUGGUGGGCAUGGUCAGGUCAUGGACAAUUUCCAAAAUGGAGGUCACUUAUUACAUCUUUCUCCGAUUGAUAUGGUGGGAUCAAAUAAGGUUCAAGGUCAUAUGUCCUUGAAUCUUCAAGAAAUGAAGCCUAUAAGUUUUGUUGUACCAGAUGAAGUAUCGUCAGUCACUGCUAAUAAUCAUGAGUACCCCAAGAAUGUUGGUGUUAAUAAGAAUAAUAGGGUUUCGGCUUCAACAAGGAAGACGUGGAAAGCUCGCAAGAAGAAUAAUGUAGUGAAAGGGCAAUGGACAAUUGAUGAAGAUAGGCUACUGUCUCAGCUGGUUGAACAGUAUGGAAUUAGAAAAUGGUCUCAUAUUGCUCAGAUGUUGCCUGGAAGGAUUGGAAAACAGUGUAGAGAGAGAUGGCACAACCAUCUUAGGCCUGAUAUCAAAAAGGAUGUAUGGAGUGAAGAGGAGGAUAAGGUACUCAUAAAAGCCCACGCAGAGAUUGGAAACAAAUGGGCAGAAAUUGCUAAAAGGUUGCCAGGAAGAACUGAAAACUCAAUCAAAAAUCACUGGAAUGCAACAAAAAGGAGGCAAUAUUCAAAGAGAAAGUGCAGAUCUAAGUACCCCAGAGGGUCACUCCUUCAAGAUUAUAUCAAGAGCUUGAACUUGGACCCUUGCCCUGGAAGAUCAUAUAAUCAAGGGAAAAGCUGUGCGACUGACCAUGCUAUUGCUUCAGAUCUUAAUAAUACAAUGAAAUUAGCACAAAACAACCAGCCCCAGGUGGCCUUGGAAUUUGUCCAAAAUGAUAGGUUGGUUCCAAAUUAUGUUUUCAAUGAGGUAGCAGAUUUUGAUUUUGAUGAGAAGAUUAUGUUUCAAGAAGGCUGCAGCUUUGAUUCUCUUCUUGAUGGGAUACCUUGUGAUCAUCAUCAUAAUCAUGUAGUUGAUGAGAAAAGCUUUGAGAUAAAUAUGGCAGUAGAGGAUGAUAUGACUCCAUUGAUGAUGGAUUUUGAAGUGAAGAAGGAGCUGGAUUUAGUAGAGAUGAUCUCUCAAGCCAAAAUGUAAAGGCUGUAUCAGAGCCAUGCAUCAGGAUCAUAUACAUUUUGGGUAGAUAUUACUAUAAGUUUACGUUUUCAAAUUAUAUACAAAGAGAAGAUUAAGCUCUUGAAAGAAGAAAAAAAAAAACUUGAUUGCAUUACGUGUUAUUAUUCCAAAGUAAAUGGUUAAGUAAGCUAAUGGCAAGCAAAACCUAGGCAAUAUAUGAACCAAAGAAAAAAAAAAGGCAACAUAAAUAAUAAGAAAAAAAGCCAAUAAAUG
Molecule: messenger RNA, 1895 nt
Organism: Ricinus communis (castor bean)
Lineage: Eukaryota; Viridiplantae; Streptophyta; Magnoliopsida; Malpighiales; Euphorbiaceae
Product: transcription factor MYB98
Exons: 3
Coding region: 276-1643 (455 amino acids)
Biological process (GO): regulation of DNA-templated transcription
Cellular component (GO): nucleus
Molecular function (GO): DNA-binding transcription factor activity, RNA polymerase II-specific; RNA polymerase II cis-regulatory region sequence-specific DNA binding
Source: RefSeq, a predicted model, not a curated record